Molecule: messenger RNA, 6247 nt
Organism: Trachymyrmex cornetzi
Lineage: Eukaryota; Metazoa; Arthropoda; Insecta; Hymenoptera; Formicidae
Gene: Cep290
Product: Centrosomal protein 290kDa
Exons: 23
Coding region: 76-6234 (2052 amino acids)
Biological process (GO): non-motile cilium assembly; ciliary transition zone assembly
Cellular component (GO): centriolar satellite; ciliary transition zone
Source: RefSeq, a predicted model, not a curated record
UCGAAGGAGGAUGUCCGAAAGAUAGUAUGCAGAUGAGGGUUGCAUGAUUUAUUGCUUGAUUGCUAUCGCGAAAAAAUGGUUCGCACCGACUGGGAUCGGUUAUUAUCCGUAAAUGCUUCGUCUUUGACAGACGAAGAAAUCGAGGAUCUUUUUCCGGCUGUGGUCCGAUGUGACGUGGACGAGAUCGCUGACAUACAUGGUUUGCGGACGCUUGUGAGACUGUCACAAGAAAUGUUGACUUAUAAAGAUAAUCAAGUCGAGGCUUUGCUUCUUGAAUGUGGCGAAUUAAAAGAAAUGAUAGCUUCAUUACGUCCAGAGACUGCCAAACGAAAGAUCAAAGAUCGUGGUAUGACUGCAGCAAAACAAGAAAAUGAUAGUUUUAUUAGAGAUACGGAUUUAAAGAGACAUUCAGAUGCACAAGGCAAAAGUGAAAAAGUUAAGACACUUAUGGCUGAAUUAGAGAAUUUGGAUAAAGAGAAUGAGAGUCUUAAGGAACAGCUAACAACAUUGAAAGAUGAGAUGGAAGAUGCAACAGAAAAAAUGAACGAAGUGACUGAAGAACUUCGUUUGGCACAAAUAAAAACUGUGGAAUAUAAAGAAAAGAUAUUGAAGUUGGAGCAAGAAAAUGCAGCUUUAGUUAUUCAAAUUGAAGAAUUAACAGCACAACAAGUAGAUAGAGACAAAUUGCUGGAUGAAUUUGGUAUAGCCAUUGAUGCUAGAAUAUCUGAAUGGAAGGGUGUAUUAGAUGAGAAAGAUAUGGAAAUAACACGUUUGAAGGAAAGCUUAUCACAUUCUUUAAUGCAGUCGAUAACAUCAGUAAAAGAAGAAAAUAAAACACAGAUUGUUCAGCUAAAUGAUGAAAUAGUUCGUAGGGACGCGAUUAUAGCUGAAUUGCAAACUAAACUUUCUGAAGCAGUCGUUGAAAUAAAUGAGAGUGCUGCACUUAUAGAAAAAUUAAAAGGAGAAACACAUGGGCCUGUAAAAAGUGAUAAACGGAAAGAACAAAAAAAUUUGUUGAAAAAAAUACAAAUUGCAAAUGAAAAGAUUUCUAACUUGGAAAAUGCAUUGUCACAAGCACAGGAUGAUGCCACGUCACAGAGUAGUAAAUUAUGCGAAGUAUUAUCUACAUUAAAAAAAUAUGAAAAUGGAAAUCAGGCUUUAGCUAAAGCAUUAAACGAAAUUAAAGAAUUAAAAAUUAAAAUCGAUCAUAAGAAUGAACAUAUUGAAGAUUUAGCCAAUGUUAUUAAUAAAUUGGAGAUGUUAAAUUCAUAUCAAGAAAUGGAGAUCUUAACUCUUAGAGAAAAAUUAGGAAUUCCAGAGGAUGAAUCAAUAUCGAUUAAAAGUGUUGUAGCGAAACGUAAAGAGGAAUCAAAGAAAAUGGAAGAGCUUAUUCAGCAAAAUAAAAGCCUUGUAGAGGAAAAUUUAGAAUUAAAAUCAGAUAUAAGAAUGUUAAAAUAUAAAUUAAGUAAGUCUGAGAAAUUAGAUAUUUCAAACAAUUUAGGUGAUUCUAGUAAUCAGUUUUUACAUUCGACCAAAUUAGUGGAAUCAGAAAAUAUGCAAAUAUUUUCCAAAAUAGAUGUUUCUGAAGUUAAUCAGAAUAUUCAGAUACUUAUAGAAGAAAAUGAGGCACUUAGAACGGGCAUGCAUGAGAUUAUGGACAGUAUACGCAAUCAAGAUGGUAAGAGUGAAGUGGAAAUACAAUCCAGUACAUUGGAACGAUUAUUAGAAGCUUUAGACGUUAGGCAUUUAGCUGGUUGGUACCAUCCAGCUAUGAGAUUGCAAGAACAUCUUAAUGUUGUACAGGGUAGUAAUACUGAAUUAAGAUCACAACUUAAAACCCUGAGAAAAGAAUUGCAAAGGAAGGAUAAUAUUUUGCAAGAUUUAGCAGUAAAUAAAGAUAUAGAUUUCGAAAAAUUGUACGAGAAACAUGGCGAAGAUGAAGUGAUAACAAUGUAUCUUGCAGAAAUGAAAGCUUUACAAAUGGCAUAUAAAAAUGAAACAGAGGAAUGGGGGAAGCAGAAAGAUUUACUAGUUCAAGAAAAUAAUGAGUUGACAGAUGAGAUAGAUGGUUUUAAAAAGCAAUUAGAAAUUUAUAAAAAAAAUUGGCAGAUUAUUGAAGAUGGAGAUGACGAAACUCAGAAAGCAUUUGCAGCAAAAACGAGAGAAUACGCGGAUACUACUAACGAAAUAAUAGUAAUGAACAGGAAAAAUGCUAGUCUUCAACAAUUGCUUAACAAGGAAACUAACAGAUUAUAUGAAUAUCAAAAAGAAAUAAUUAAAAAAGAGAGUGAUUUUAAUAAAACGCUUACUGAGGCAAAUAAGUACAGUAAAACAUUGCUAUCAGAAAUUUCACUUUUGCAGAGUAAUUUAUAUAAUUCUGUGAGUGUAAUAGUGCAUAACGAAUUGAAAGAAAAAUAUGAGGAAUUGAAUAUACGUCACCAUGCUUUGUUAGAAACUGUUAUGGUAUCUCCUAAUUCUAACGAAAUAUCAUCUUUGAAAACAGAAAUAGAGGCAAUAAGACAGGAGAAAAGGCAAUUAAUGGAGGAUUCACGGAAAACAGAUUACGAGAGUGAUAAUAGUUUACAACAAAGAUUGAAAGAGAUAGAAACCAAGGAAUUAAUUGAAAGGCAGCGAGCUGAUCAAAUGGCUAGAUUACUUGAAAUAUCACAAACGCAAUUAACAAAGUACGAAGAUAAUGUUAAACAACUUUCUAUUUCUAAUUCUGAAUUGCAAGAGAGAUUGAUUGAAGUACACAAGACAUUGUCCAAAAAGAUGACGCUGCAAGAAACGAUACAAACAGAUGAUAACCGUAUACAGGAAUUGCAAAAUGAAAAGAAGCAACUUUUUAUAGAGAAUAAAGGUCUAAAAAAAAUGCUACAUAUUUCUGAAGAAGAAGCUCGUUUACAAUAUUCACUGAAUUCGCUACAAACACUGGAAUUAGAUAGUCUUAGACAUCAAAUAUUAGAUUUGCAAGCAAUUAGUGAAGAUAAAGCCACUAUCUCAAGACUUGAUUUUGAGCUUACGAGUAAGAAGAUAUCAGAAAUGGAACUGUCUACACAGAAAACACGACUGCAGAAUGAGUUAUCUUGUGCACAAGAAGAGUUUAAUAAUUUAAAACAAAAAUACGAGGAAAUGCGUAGUUAUGUACAAGAUUAUCGGAAACAAUGUGAUAAUCGUUGCAAGUAUUAUAUAGAUAUUAUAUAUUUUUUACAAUGUCAAUAUGCAGGAUCAACUUCUAUAAGUACUUUAGAAAAAGUAAUUACAUUGGCUGCAAAGUUAAAAAUAGACCGUCAAAAUAUUGAUGCAGAACUGCAAAACGCAAAAAAAUGUCGUGAAGAUAUUAAAUACGAACAAAAAUAUCUAUCUGCUCGUCUUGAGAUUGUAGAACGUCUGAAAGACAUGUUAGAGCAACAAAUUGGUGCUGGCAGUGUUCAAAACAUAAUGGAGCAUUAUGCCGAAACUUCACAACAAACUUUAAGUGAUUUUAAAUACAAAAGAAGAAUAACUCAUUUAGAGUAUGAACUUCAAAUUGCUAAUAGUAAAUUCAACGAAUACGAGUCAGUAAUAAAUAGCAUGGAACAGGAUAUGUUAAAUAUUCAAAGAGCUUGGUGUCCACAACAGGAACAUCAAACUCGAAUCACUAUACCAAAUUUUAAGACAAAAUCUAUUCAAGUAACGAUGGAAACUCAAGUAGUUAGUGUUCAAACAGAUCCUUACAUUUGCUGCUUAAAUAAAAAAGUAGAGGAAACUACUAAGGAAACUGAUAAGCAAACCGAUAAGGAAACCGUAAUUUUUCAAGAUAUUCAAGAACCUAUUAAAUCAAGUGAAACUACAGAGAAAACAUUCCGAGAAGUGGGAAAUAAUACAGAAGAAAGUGCCACCUCGGCAAUGCUUAACGAGCAGUUUGAUCAAGCAUUGAAACUUGCAUCAGAACGCUCCGCAAUGCUUGUCAAGUGUGAAGCACAAUUAUCCGAGUAUAAAUCAAAAGUAGAUGCUCUGAAUAAAGUGAUUACGGAAAAAGAUUCGCAGUAUCAAGCAAAAGUAGAUACUUUGAACAAAGCGAUUGAGGAAAAAGAUUCACACCUUGUUCAAAAACAAAAUGUACUUGACGAGUUAAUGACUCAACCUCGAGUUGCAAGUACUGAUUGUGCUGACAAAUUAGCUUUGAAGUCGACGAUAAAUAGUUUACAGAAAUUAAUUAAUCAAAAAGAAGAAACUAUUUUAAGAUAUCAAAAUUUAUUAAAAGAAGACAGGGAUGAGCAUAGUCGGGCAGCAAGUCGUUUACAGGAUGAGAUUAAGAAUUUACAUGAUCAUAUAUUAGCUAUGCAAGGUAAAAUCCGAAAAAGUGAAGAUUCGGUCGUAACUAUAAAAAAUGUUUUUGAAAAACCAUCGACAUUUGAUGAAACUACAGUAAGAAGCAGUGCUGUACAAGAAGAGGAAAUUGCAAGGCUGCAUGAGAAAGUAUCCACUUUUGAAGCAGAAUUAAAUAUUAGCAAAGAACUGAGUGAGCGUUGGCAUCGAUUAGCAGAAGAAAGACUGAAACAUAUGGAUCGUAUGAGAGAAAGAUUAGAGCAACAACAUAAAAAUGAAUUAGAGAGCUACCGCGGUGAAUUAAAUAAAUGGCAGUCCGAGGCUGAUGUACUUAGACAACAAUUAUCUGAGAAUCGCAUGUUACUCACAAAAGGAAAUAUCUCCCUGAUGAAAGAGUUACAAGACAAAGAUGACAAAAUACAUGAGUUAACUCUUGCUUGUCAGCAAUUACAAAAUGAAGUUGAACUAAUAGAAUCUGCAAAUCGAUCUCAUCAAGUAAUGGUUCAUACUCGAGGCGAUAUGAAGAUACACGAAUCCACGCACAAUAGUCAGCGCGAUCAAAUACAACAACAAAAUCAAAUGGAUGUUUUACGUCGACAGCAUCAAUCUUUAAUGGAAAAAGAGAAAAUGUAUAAGAACGAAAUAGCUGAUUUGAAGCAGCAACUUAGUCGCAGAUACAUGGCAAUAAAAGCUCAGGAGAAGAAGACAUCGCAACGUGAAAUGCAGCUUGAGCGUAAAGUAAUAACUUUGGAAGAAGAGUUGCAUAAAACAAAAACUCAAUUAGAUCGUGAAUAUUUGGCACAAGAAGCUAAAAGGGCUAAGACCGCAGAAGAACUUUUAUUGUGGGAGAAACAGAAAAAAUGGCAGCAAACAGCAGAAAAAUUAAAGGAAAAGCUUAAAGAAAAGACUGAUGAAUAUGAAAAAUUGCUUGCAAAUUAUGAAAAGCUGCGAUCUGUUGUUUCGUGUAUGGAACGAGAAAAAUGGCAUUUAAGAAGUAAGCUCAAAGUUGAAAGCGAUACUGUAUCUGGUACUUCAGGAAGACCCAUUUCAAAUAUUCAGUAUAACACAGUGGAAGAACAACUGGAGAAAGAAUGUCGAAUAUUAAGAGAACGUGUUAAGGAAUUGACUGAUCGCCUAGAAAAAGAAAGCAAUGAACAUUUGAUGUUAGAAAUAGCGGAAUUAAAACGGCAUAAUACAGCUUUGGAGGCAGUUUCUCAGGGUAAUACAAAUGUAAUUAGUCAGCUUGAAAAGCUAGAAAUGACUAAAGAUGUUCUCGAAAAAAUGAAUCUUAAAUUAGAAAGUGAAAACUUUGAGUUACGACUUGAGUUAGAAAGAGCGAAUUCGGAUACUCCGAGAUUGCGAGAAAAAGUCGAACAUUUAGAAAAAUACAUUCAAUUGUUAAAAGCAGAAAAAUCUUCUGAUUCCACUCCUAGAUCGUCAGAAAAAGAACUGCCAGAAUCAAACAACAAAAAAUCUAUCUUUGAAAUGGAAAAAACAAUAUUCACAUUGAAGCGAAUUAUCGAGAAACUCCAGGCAGAAAAUAAAAGAUUAAAAUUUAAUUCCAAAAAAACUCAUCUUCUAGUUAAUAAAGGGAAAACAAAUAUUAUUGAAGGAAACACCCUAUUCCAAAGACAAUAUGAAGAAUCUCAGAAGCGUGUGAUAAGUUUGGAGGCAGAUUUACGAUUAGCUGAACAAAGAGUAGCUAUGUUAGAAAAUGCUCAUAAGGAAGAUGACAAUGGAGAUUUCCGAAUCUUAAAGCAACAAUUAAUUCACAAAUCUGAACUUUUAAAUAAAGUGAAACAAUUGUUGACAAGGGCUGCUAUAAAUGAAAAGACUCUGCGGCAGCGUGUGCAACAGCUAGAAUCGAAGCAAACCUUAUCAGUAAUACCAGAAUGUUACGUGACUCCACCUACACCGCAAUAAUGAAUAUUUUGGA